GAUAUGAAUAGAGUCAUACAGCACGGAAAAGAGUAAUACCAUUGCUGCUCAGUCCAGGAAUCAGGAGUCCACCAGACGUCAGCACCAGCUUCUAACACGGGGACCUGUGCUCAUGUUUAUAUUCUUCCCCCACCCCAAGACUGAUUGACACUAAAUCUCAGAGAUGCCAAAAGGCGAUUACAUCGUGCCAGGAUCUUUUGGAGCUCGGAGAGGUGGACUCUACCUCAAAUCAGAAGAGAUUAUUGGCAUUGUUCUUCUGGUUAUAAUUCUUGUAUUUCUAUUGAUAAUUGGAUGCUGGUACUACAAGAAACGUAAUGGAUACUUAAUUCUCCAGAACCGACACUUGUCUAAUGCGGUUAUGGGUUCUUUGAUGGCAAGAUACCAUGACAGUGAAGAAGGAACCCCACUGGAGAAUAAAGCAUCAUUGAAUGAUUUCACGAAUUCAAAUCUGAUUCCAAAUGCUCCUCCUCCAUACGAGAAAAAUGCUUCAGGACAACUUCCACCAGAAUAUUCCCUUUAAAUUGUUAUUAAUCCAGUGCUUCUGAUGAGUUAUUAUCCCAAGCUUGGUUACACAGCAAUGUAAUCUUUGUUUUCAUUUCACAUUAGUUGCUCAAUAAUGAUUUUUGCAUUAAAUAAACUGAAAUUAAGUAA
Chiloscyllium plagiosum (whitespotted bambooshark) is the source of this 651-nucleotide messenger RNA. NCBI's taxonomy places the organism in Eukaryota, Metazoa, Chordata, Chondrichthyes, Orectolobiformes, Hemiscylliidae. The record is from RefSeq and is a predicted model, not a curated record.